AUGUCCCACUGCCACGACGAGCACGGCGCGCACGAGCACCACGAUGGCCACGAGCACGAUCACUCAGACGACGUCACCCCGGCCCUGCAGGCGUCUCUCUACCAGCAAAUCAACUUUGAUGAAAUCACAACACUGAACGAAUCGAGACGAGAUGCCGGCAAGGCCAUCGUCAAGAAGACGUGGGCAGAGAGACUGGAUGCCGAGCCAGAGCUGGCGAGUGACGCCGAUGAACAGCUGCUCAUGACCGUGCCCUUCGCCGCCCAAGUCAAGCUGCACUCCGUCCUCAUCCGCACAUCCCCGUCCCCCUCUGCACCCAAAACACUCCACCUCUUCGUCAACCACGACGGCCUGGACUUUUCAGCAGCCGAAGACACGGAGCCGGUGCAGAAGAUCGAGCUCUCCCAGACGUCUGACGUGCAAGAGAUCCCCGUCAAGAGAGCGCUGUUUGGCAACGUCCAGCGGCUGGUGCUCUUCUUUGUGGACAAUUUCGGGGACGGGGGCGAGGACGUCUCGCGCGUAAGCUACAUCGGCUUCAAAGGCGAGUGGACGAAGCUGGGCAAGGCGCCGGCAAACAUUUUGUAUGAGGCGGCGGCGCAGCCGGGGGACCACAAAGUCAAGGGGACGACUGUGAACCAGAUGGGAAGUGGGAUUGGGGGCAGAGGCCCGGGGGUGUAG
Metarhizium album ARSEF 1941 is the source of this 675-nucleotide messenger RNA. Its product is annotated as Proteasome-interacting thioredoxin-like domain, C-terminal. Gene Ontology annotation, cellular component: nucleus. NCBI's taxonomy places the organism in Eukaryota, Fungi, Ascomycota, Sordariomycetes, Hypocreales, Clavicipitaceae. The record is from RefSeq and is a predicted model, not a curated record. The transcript has 2 exons. The coding region runs from base 1 to 675 and encodes 224 amino acids.